GACCUUUUACCUGUAGUUAUUGGUCCUUUCGGAGAAAUCUCCGCCACUGACUGUGUAGUAGCAAUUUUUGGUGUAGAUGCCGAUAGGCUCGGGAUUUUUGACGACGAUGCCAUCACAAAGGGUGUUGCGGACUUUUUGGUUGUCGGCGUUAAAGUUGUGUAAUUACUAUAAUGCUAACAUUAUCAGCAUCAUGCUUUUUGAUGUAGUACGUAUUGACUAAUG
Messenger RNA from Strongylus vulgaris, 222 nucleotides. NCBI's taxonomy places the organism in Eukaryota, Metazoa, Nematoda, Chromadorea, Rhabditida, Strongylidae. The record is from the annotation of a GenBank genome assembly.